This is a messenger RNA of Clonostachys solani, 2145 nucleotides long. NCBI's taxonomy places the organism in Eukaryota, Fungi, Ascomycota, Sordariomycetes, Hypocreales, Bionectriaceae. The record is from the annotation of a GenBank genome assembly.
AUGAAGGUGUUCCAGUCUUCUGACAGAUCCAUGGCACCCCAAAGCCCCAGGAAGGCCUCCGGAGGUCGCCCCAGCACCCAGAGAGCAGCAUCGGCUUCCAGGCCCAAUCCCGACACCGAGAAGGAUAGCAAGGAGUCGCCCAAGCUGGCUAAGCGAUCGCAUACCUUCCAACCAGGAGCCCAAGACACACCCGAUACAUUCGAUGGCGGCGAACAUACCGAUAACGAAGAGAGCAUCGAGGUCAGCCGGGCGUCUGUAGAGCUCGACUCGCUCCCAAUCGAGCUUGUCACCUUGACUGACAGCUUCAUCGAGUCUCUAGGAGCCAAAGUCCAUUCGACGCCACCUUCGAUCGAUAAACUGUCACAGCUUUUCCAGGACUUCUACGCACAAGCGUCAACAAACAUCAACACCCACAUCAAUGCUCUGGCGACUAGACAUGGCCGCGAUUCCGCCGCCGCGACCCAAUCCACAUCCUCUCUCGUUUCGGCAGCCAGUCGCCUUCGAAAUAAGACUUCGUCACUAAGCGUGAACAAGGAAAAGGCGAAAUCCGAGACGGAACACCAGAUGCUUACGCCAGACGAACUCAGCAAUAAAAGGCAAGCUCGCAAGGCCCUUGAAUCUCAGCGCGCAAACCUGGAGGAGGCCGUAGAACGCCGCCUCUGUGAGGGAAUCUAUGAUAGGAUAUACCGUCACAAGAGCACCCAGGAUGAAGCACAGGAUGACAAGCUCCGGUCCAAGACCGCUGCUUUGUCGCUUGUUGGCAUUGGCCCGGCGGACUUGGGUGUUGAUAUCAGUGGUGGGGGGGACAACAACAGCUUGACUCCAGAAGCUAUAAAAGAGAAAACGGAUCAGAUCAGGACCUGGUUGGAACAGGCCCGGAAAGACCUGACACACAUGCACCACUCCAGAUAUCCCCUGGGGAAGCUCAAUCGCUUGAGGGCCGCACACCGAAGUAUCGUCGACACCAUCGCACAAUUCCACCCCUCUGCGUCGGCCGACGAAGUCAUGCCCAUGCUUAUCUUCACCCUCAUCACUCUGCCCCCGGAAAAUCUGCAUGUGAUCAGCGAUAGCCGGUUUAUUCAGAGCUUCAGAUGGGAGCCCAAGCUUACUGGGGAAGCUGCCUACUGUCUAACGAAUCUCGAAGCUGCCAUCAGCUUCCUGGAAACGGUUGAUCUGUCUACCUUGCGAUCCGACGAAUUGCCUUCUGGUCCCCCAAAGAAUGCGGUGGGAGCAUCCAAAACCGAGACUUUCCCGCCCGCCUACUCUCAAGGAACGACCCCUGCGUCAAAGAGCGCGCCAGAAACCACCAAAGCGAAUGCCACGGCACCAAAGGCUGGCGUGCCCCCUUCAGGCCUGAAACCGACCAACGUGCUCAGAAAUCGCAGACUGAGCGAUCUCGUCAACACCCCGGCACAGGCUCUUGGCGCUGCUAGCGAUGCUGUCAUCAACACUGCUGAUCAAGGCCUCAAGACUGUAUCGAACAGCUUGGGCGAUAGCUACAAGUUCCUGCUUGGGAAGCUGCGCGAGCACCAGGACGGCCCCCGCGAAUCCAUCGCUGUUCCGCGAACCUUGGAUGAUGCUCGGAAGCUAGUGAGCACGCCCCCCCCGGACGAGGAGGCAGAGGAUGUCGACCAGCGCAAGCGACUAUCCCUGCGAGAAGAUAGGGUUCUCAACUUGAUAGGGGGGCGCCGGGACCGCAGCGCCGACAGCUCUGUCAGCGGCCGCAGCUCAUCGCGGCCCAGAGGCAUCUUCCAGGACGAGGGCAAGGCCGCCGCACCCUCAAGCACAGGUACUAGCCAGAACCCCGCCAUGCUUGACCAAGUGCGAAGCCUCAGCAACUCUUUCAACCCCCUCUCCCGCUUGACCACCCAGUUUGGCUCGAUCCGCGGCUUCGGCCGCACCACACCCGUGGCUUCUCCUGCUGUAGAUGCCAACAAGGUCGCCGAUGGUGGCGACUUGGCAACCGCAUUCCCGGAUCUUGCGGCCGCAUUGCCCCCAAAACCAAAGAUCCCCCCACCGAACAAGCGGUUCUUGGAGCUGCAAAACCCCGCCGACUUGAAGAUUGGGGAAGUCAUAGAGCUGCUGAGAGAUUAUCGUCGAUUGGCCGGGGCUCUCGAGAACAUGGAUGCGUUCGAACGCCGAUAA